AUGGCAGAUCUGGUACCAAUUGUUGCUAAUGCUGAAAGCAAAACUCCUGAAGUCACUGAAAGGUGGACAGUUUUGAAUUCUGCUGUGAAACGAGGUGAACUUGACACUGUAAAAUCUCUAGUGGAAAAUGGCGCUGACGUAAAUAGCAGGACUGCUGGGAAACGGACAAUUCUUCACUCUGCUGCCGAAGGAAGUGAACUUAACAUUGUAAAAUACCUUGUCGAACAUGGUGCUGAUGUGAAUGGCAUGACUAUUGAUGGUAAAACAGUUCUGCACUCUGCUGUUGAAGGAUGUAAACUUGAAAUUGUAAUAUAUUUGGUGCAACAUGGUGCUGAUGUAAAUGGCAAGACAAUAGACGGCAAGACAGUUCUGCACUCUGCUGCUGAAGUAGGUGAACCUGAGACUGUAAGAUAUUUAGUGCAACGUGGUGCUGCGGUAAAUACAGUGACUCGAAAAGGGUGGUCGGCUCUCCACUUUGCUGCUAGCAGUUGUGGACUUGACAUUAUAAAACGUUUAGUUGAACAAGGUGCAAACGUGAGAGGCCGGAGUACUUUUGGGUGGACAGUUCUGCACUCGUCUGUUAACUUGAAUGGUGAUCCUGAUGUUGUGAAAUAUUUAAUCGCACGUCCUGCAAAUGUACAUGAGGAGAGUUCUGAGGGGACGACUGCUUUGCACUUUGCUGCUGAAAAAGAUGAACCUAAGAUUGUAAAAUUUUUGGUCGAACGUGGAGCAGAUGUAAUUAGUGUGGAUGGUGACGGGAUGACAGUUCUAGUUGUUGCUGUUAAAAAAGGUACAUUUGAGAAUAUAAGAUAUUUAGUAGAACAUGGUGCUGAUGUUAAUCGCAAGACUAUUGAUGGACGGACUGUUCUGAACGCAGUUGUUAAGAAAGGCGAUCUUGACAUUGUAAAGUAUUUAAUUGACCAUGGUUCUGAUGUAAAAAGCAAGACUAGUGAGGGUUGGACCGUUUUGCACACUGCUGCAAAGAAAGGUAAAAUUGGCAUUUUAAAAUAUUUCGUGGAACACGGAGCUGAUGUGAAUGCUACGACGUCUGAGGGUUGGACAGUUCUUCACUCUGCUGUUGAUGGAGCUGAACCUGACAUUGUAAAAUAUUUAGUUGAACAUGGUGCUAAUGUGAAUGGCGUGUCUGCUCGCGGUAAAACAGUUCUUUACUAUGCUUUUGAAACGGGUGAACCUGAAAUUCUAAAAUAUUUAGUCGAACAUGGUGCUAAUGUGAAUGGCAUAACUACUUUAGGAAGGACAGUUUUGCACUUUGCUGUUGCAAGGCGUGAAACUAAAAUUGUAAAAUAUUUAGUACAAAAUGGUGCUGAUGUGAAUGGCAUGGCUACUGACAAGAGGACAGUGCUGCACUCUGCUGCGGAAGUAGGUACACUUGAGGCUGUGAAAUAUUUGGUAGAACACGGGGCUGAUGUUAAUCGCACGAGUAUUGAUGGGACGACAAUUCUGCAUUCAGCUGCUAGAAGAGGCGAACUAAUCAUCGUGAAAUACCUAGUCGAACAUGGUGCUGAUGUAAGUAAAAAAAACCCUGAAGGACAGACAGUUCUGCGUUUUGCUGCUGAAAAAGGUGAACUUGACAUGGUGAAAUAUUUAGUUGAACAUGGUGCUGAUGUGAAUGGCAAAGAUAAUGACGGGUGGACAGCCCUGCACUCUGGUAGUGAAAGAGGUAAGCUGGACAUCGUAAACUAUUUGGUCGAAAAGGGGGCUGGUGUAAAUGACCGAACUACUAACGGGUGGUCAGUUCUGCACUCUGCUGUUGAUGGAGGCGCACUUGACAUUGUGAAACACUUAAUCGAACGUGGUGCUGAUGUCAACAGCAAUACGUGUGAUAAAAAGGCAGCUUUACAUAUCGCUGUUGAAAAAGGUGAACUUGAACUUGUAAAAUAUUUACUCGAACAUGGUGCUGAUGUAGACGCUAGAAAUAUUCAUGGGCAGACAGUUUUGCAUAUUGCUAUUGCAAAGUGCAGUACCGAUGCAGGCUUUUGUUGCGGAUAA
Molecule: messenger RNA, 2010 nt
Organism: Dendronephthya gigantea
Lineage: Eukaryota; Metazoa; Cnidaria; Anthozoa; Malacalcyonacea; Nephtheidae
Product: putative ankyrin repeat protein RF_0381
Exons: 2
Coding region: 1-2010 (669 amino acids)
Molecular function (GO): protein binding
Source: RefSeq, a predicted model, not a curated record